AUGGCGGACACCACCACAGCAAGGGCAGAAGCCGACCAGCCCGAAAAGUCACCCUCCCCCCCUCUGCCUCAAUCGGGACACCGCUCGCGAUCAGGAUCGGGCGGACGGCAGACACCACCACAGCAGGACUUUGAAGCGGAGAACGUGGUCGAGGCCGACACGGAAGAUGACGGCGCGUCGUCUCGGGCGGGGGACGAGGUCUGGGACGAAGGGUUUGACGGCAGCAGCAUCGGCAACCACUCGGCCUCGACGUCGCUAUCCAAUAGCGUGCGCGACUACGUCUUUGAGAACACCCGGCGGUAUCACAAGUACAUGGAGGGCCGGUACCUGAUGCCCAAUGACGAGCCGGAGCAGGAGCGCGAGGAUAUGAAGCAUGCCAUGUGCGUCAAUGUCAUGGAUGGAAAGCUUCAUUGCGCGCCGUUGGAGAAUCCGCAAAAGAUUAUUGAUAUUGGUACGGGGACGGGGAUCUGGGCUAUUGAUAACGACAUUCUUGAAUGCCCAAAUGAGCUUGAGCAAGUACUGACACCAUCUCAAGUGGGCGAUGAGUACCCAGAAGCAGACAUAUCCGGCAUCGACCUGAGCCCAAUCCAACCAACCUGGGUACCCCCCAACGUCCGCUUCGUCGUCGACGACGCCGAGGCAGAAUGGGUCUGGCCGCCCUACUCCCUCGACUUUGUGCACGCGCGGCACAUGUGCAUGGCCGUCAAGAACUGGCCGCGCAUGCUCUCCCAAGCUUUCACCGCACUGAAGCCGGGUGGCUGGGUCGAGCUGCAGGAGUUGCGGUUCGUCCUGCAGUGCGACGACGGGACGAUGCCCGGACCCGAGGAGUACGGCUACGGCAAGUUUGUGGACCUCUGCAUGUCCGGGUUCCGGAGCUUCGGCAUCAACCCGCUGGCGAUGGAGAGGAACUCGGAGAUGCUCCGCGAGAGUGGGUUUGAGAAUGUUGUUGAAAAGGUGUGGAAGGUGCCCAUCGGGACGUGGCCGCGGGACCAGAAGCUCAAGACGAUUGGGUUGUAUAACCGCAGCAUGCUCAUUGAUGCGCUUCAGGCCGUGAGCAUGGCGCCGUUGACGAGAGGGCUCAAGUGGAGUCCUGCCGAGGUGGAGGUUUUCUUGAUUGAUGUGCGGAAGAGCCUGAUGAAUGUGUCGAUACACUCGUAUCUGACGUUCCAUGUGGUGUUCGGGCAGAAACCUUAUGACAGCUACUAG
Colletotrichum paranaense is the source of this 1206-nucleotide messenger RNA. Its product is annotated as methyltransferase domain-containing protein. Bases 1 to 1206 code for a protein of 401 amino acids. The record is from RefSeq and is a predicted model, not a curated record. The transcript has 2 exons. Gene Ontology annotation, molecular function: methyltransferase activity. Lineage: Eukaryota; Fungi; Ascomycota; Sordariomycetes; Glomerellales; Glomerellaceae.